Molecule: messenger RNA, 1358 nt
Organism: Amblyraja radiata (thorny skate)
Lineage: Eukaryota; Metazoa; Chordata; Chondrichthyes; Rajiformes; Rajidae
Gene: ccdc32
Product: coiled-coil domain containing 32
Exons: 4
Coding region: 66-620 (184 amino acids)
Biological process (GO): cilium organization
Source: RefSeq, a predicted model, not a curated record
UCGCGAGAGGCAGCGGUUGGGAACAAAGAUCUUAUAGCGGGAAUGUCGUUGGGUUGUCUUUAGGAAUGGCUGCCAGUGAAAUCGAAACUGCUGAAGACUUGUGGGAGAGGAUCUGUUCCGGACUGCCGGCUAACAUGAUGGAUGCGAAUGAAACCAGUUGCCCAGUCGAUGAAUGCUUCCCAGAAUCUUUCUCUGAGAUAGGCUGCCCCAUUCCAGUCACAGUGUCGUGCACAGAUUUGAUGAACGACGAGAAUGAUGCAGAGGGGAUCUAUCCCUGGGCCCCCAUGGCUGAUUCUCAGCAGUACCUGGCAAUGUUGGAAAACCGCCUGAGGAAACUGAAGGGUUUGAAUGAAGAGCCAAGUUCAAAAGGGAUGCUCAGAAGUCUGUCACAGGCAAAGAAAGAAUGCUGGGACCGUUUCUUACAUGAACAAUGUAUAUCAGAGAUGUACAUCGAUGGAUACGAGAUGGACCAGAGCGCCAUUGACCACCUGAAGCGGUGGGUGCUGCCCGACAGAGUUCCGGUCAACACAGAAGAGAUUCAGCAUCUGAUCAGCCCUGAGGGGCGGUCUGCGAGCCAGGAAGAGCCUGAGGGACAGGGCAGCUCCAACCGUGAGCAGUGAUGAGCAGCAAUGCCAUCCACCCUGUGAAACGUAGUUUGAGCUGAACACUGAUCAUCAUCCAAGCUUUGAAAUGUUGAACUGCUUCACAUGGCAUUGAAAACCAACCACAAAUACAAAUAAUGUGUCUGAUUUGUCCCAGCUGCUGAAUCCAGUCCUUUACUGAAUCUUGCGUGCAUUUUAAAUAGGGGGGGUGACACCCAGAGUCCCCACAAGGCCCCUCUGCCUCCACCAGUGCACAAUGAUCACCUUAACCCAUUUUUGUCCAGUGAGGAGACGGCCAGGAGGGAAUCCUAGAUCUGAAAGGGAGUGGUGCCCUGGUGCACCUUAGCAGGGCGGCACAGUGGCUGGCAGAGCAGCUGCCUCACAGCUUCAGAGACUCGGGUUCAAUACGGACGCCAGGUGCUGUCCGCAAAUUUUGCACGUUCUCCCCGUGUCUGUGUGGGUUCCCCGCCACAUCCCGAGGAUGCGCUUGUCUGUAGUUCAAUUGUCCUCUGUAAAUUGACUAGUGUGUAGGGAGAAGAUGCAAAAGUACGUUAGCACAGAACUCAUGAAAACAAGUGUGGAUCGAUGAUUGGCGUGGACUCGGUGGGCUGAAGGCCCAGUUCCCGUUGUAUCUUUCAAUCCGUUCAAUUAUCCUGAUGAUCUAAAUAACCUUCAGUGCACCUGUAUAGUGCAGAACUGUAUAGUGAUUCCAAAGUGUUGCAAUUAAAGAAUGUUACAUGGCAUUCCUCUGAUCAU